AUGCUGAGAGACAUUGAGGCAUUGCUUCUGGAUUUGCCCAGGUUUAGUUUUGAUCCAGAGUCCUUGCCGCCACCGUUGCAAACAUACAGAAUCUUCCAGCAGGGACUACGACAGGCCUUGAGCGAGGCUCAGGCGUCUGCCUCCGCUGCUGCAGGUACCAGACCUCCCACGGGAGUGUAUGGACCCUGGCAGGGGGGCCGUCUAGCCCAAGAACAGGUAACAUCGCAUGCAACUGUCUCCAGUGCAGCGCACUUGAGAGUUGCUGCUUUGAAUUUACGGGGCGGCUUGGGCGCCCAUGGAGGCAUCAAGCACAGGCAAGGAAGACUCUUGGCUUUAGUGGCGCAGCUGCAAGCCGAGCACAUACACAUAGCCGUGCUCAGCGAACCUAGGUUGGGGCCUGGGUUUACAUGGCCUGCCAAUCUUGGAUACACGUUCCUAGGCGAAAGAUCCACAUUGCCAGACACAGUGGCUGUCAUCAUAGAUGACCGCUGCCUGUCGGCAGUGAGCCAAGUCGCUGAAGUUGGUAACAGCAGGGCCCUGUGGCUGGCAGUAAGUGCCCCAGAUGGCGCAGCGCCCCUUCUCAUCUUGGCUGCUUAUGGACUACACAAGCUGAAAGCUCCCCUGGCGCGCAUAGGCUUUUGGCAAGACCGACUGCAGGACGCACAGGGGCUUCGCAGGCAACCUCUGUUUCGUCAUUCUGCCAUUCUUCUAGCUGGUGACGUCAAUGCUCACUUGCCUGGGCUGACGGCUUCCAACCAGCAUUAUUGCGGACAAACGGAAAGGGCCAUCCACAGUAUCAUUUCUGACAGGGCUAACUUAGGCCUUUGGAUUUGUAAUCCGCCUGGAGCACCUACAUUAGAAGCAGGAACCGCGCUUGACGUCAUUGCGGCAUCACCAAACCUGAGAACACAAGUCACAGUGCAGCCUGCAGACCAGAAAACAGUGCCCAGCGACCAUCUCCACCUCUUUGCCACAGUGGAUGUGCAAGUACCAGUACAGGAUAAGCAGCAGGAUCUCACUGUACAAUGGGCUCGUAAUGCAGAUUGGGGCCAGGCAGCACAACCUGUCUUGCCCGCGCUGCUCUUCGUUGGAUCAUGGGCUGCUCUUGCAUCUAGAUGGGCUGCAAUGAGAGAAAAGCUCCGCCGUGACCAGUGGGUGGGCGUUAGACAGUGGCUCGUUGACAUUGCAGCGUGGUGGAGGGCAGUCAUUUUUACUCUAGCUGGCCACGUCGCUGGUCUCGUGCUGUUUCGCAAACCUGGCCUGGGACCUAGAAAGAAGCAGUGUUCUCCUGAGGAUUGGUUGCACACUGCUACUACACCCAACUUGUCAAGCAUUGAACUGCGCAUACAGGAAGAAUCACGGCUUGCACACCAUGUGUACGAUAAAGGCCGCCGCCUAAUUGCAAGACAUGCUAGGCUUUGGAACUUGGACCGUACCUUGGCAGACAAACUGCUGAGUGCCACAUUGAAGCCCAAACAGGGAGUAGUGUUGGCACUUCGCGACAGUGACGGUCGUGAGCUGUCCCAGGCGCGAGCAAUCGCUGUACUCACCCAAGACCUUGUCAACCGCGCAGCAGGUAAAGGCCAGGGCACACCAGCCAUGAACAGCAUGGUCGACGCUGAGGUGCGGGUGGCACGUGCAGAAGCCCUUGUUGAGGCGGCCUCUCAAACGCAGGAUCCUUUCACAUGGCAGGAAGUCACCAAUGCCAUGAAGCAUCUGGGUAAGGCUAAGGCUUCGGUCCGCUUGCCUCGUGCGUGCGCUCACAUUGACGCCUACCCAGUCACAUUGCUUACAUGGGGGCUGUGUUGUUUGAUUGCCGCCACCUGCAAAUUACCAAGUAUGUGGAUACGGGAAGUUUGCCCUGUGGACAAAACGGGAAGCGGCCUUAUUCGACUUACUAAGCAGGUCCGCCCCGUAACAUGUGUUGAUGACAUCGAAGCGAUCCUGGACACCAUUUGGCUUGGCCAUGUCAGACCAGAACUGGAAAAGUUUAUGGGGUUCCAACAAUCAGGGGGACGUUUUGACCACAUCACUGUUGUGUUAGGGGUGACCCUUCUGCUUCAGGCCCGGAAAUCCCAGCAGCUACCAUCCUUGCUACAAAUUGCUGAUCUAGAGCAAGGCUACGAAUCAGUUUGGCGCCAAGCCUUGCGUUGUCUGACACGGCGUGCCCGUAUCAAAGGAUGGCACUGGCUAUUGUUAGAUGCGUGGUUGGGAAAGGAGACCCUUCGGGUCCGCGUUGGAGGCGCACUUGGCUUCGCUGUGUCCCUUGUCCAGCACAGCAUUGGACAAGGCAAGGUCAGCGGCACGCACCUUUUUGGCACCUUUGCCACGGCACUUACGAGCGCCUGGGAAAGCUGUUGCUCUGGGCUUGCCGUGACUGUCGAUCCUGCUGCAAAUUUGGCUAGGCACCUUUGUGUCCAUUUUUCGAAUGAGGCUGGGCUUGAAGCCAGCCCGCUUGCAAACCAGCAAGUCCGUUAUUGGGUAAGGCAGCUUAGCCCAUUGCCAAACUCUGCACAGCUUCAGAUGCUUGAAGGCACCGCUCCUUUCCUUUUCCCCUACCAGCAGUACGUGGAUGAUGGCAUCAUACUUGCUCUUGAUGCGCCUGCCCUUGCCAAAGCCAACUGCACCCUAACUGAUGCUUGCUUGAGCUGGAGGCAUAAAUUCGCCGGUGGGAAAAAGGGGCCUCGAGUACUGCCGGUACACACGCAGCCGCCGUCAUCGGACGCAUGCGGCACCCUAUGCGGAGAGAAGGUAGUGGUCUGCGACCACGUUACGCUUUUGGUCGUGCAUCUCGAGUCCGAUCUCAGCAUGAACAUGCAGCUCCAGCACACUGCUGCUGUCAUGCGUGGUGAGGGGUGCAAGUUAGCUAGCGGUAUGUCAACUGCUGGGUUUGGCAUGCCUGCGACGGCUGCACAGUUUAGCUUGCGCAUCGCGAGUAAGGCCCUAGCUGGAAGCGAAGUGUUGGCUAGCUACCAGGGGGGCUUCAAAAAAGCCGCUGAGCAAAUCAAUCAGGCCCAAUACGUGGUUGCUAAAGCUUUCCUUGGUAUUCCUGCUACGGCCAGCGUCGGCUCCUGGGCAGCAGUUUUCGCAGAAACCAGAUUGCUCAUCAGGGCGGGCACGAUGGUUGCGCAGCGUAUAGCUAUGGCUCGUGCAAGAAUUUCCCUACUGCCAGUUCAUCACCCGACGUCUCUCGCGGUGCAGUGCAUUCAAACGGGGGACAUUCAGAACACUUGGUGGCAGCACUCUCAGCAGGUCGUCUGCGAAUACCUCCAGGUGCCGGAAUUAUGGCAUACUGUGCAGAUCACGGAUGAGAUGCGCAACUCGGCUGCAGGGCGCAAGCGCGCGCUGGCGGCCUACAAGAGACAGCACGUCCUCCCACGUGUCAAGGCUCUAGAAGCCACAUGGCUUCAGACGCAGCUGCAGGGCGUGCUCACCGAAGCCAUACUUCCGUACAGUAGUAUCAGCCCGGCUCUCACGCCCUGGAAGGCGAAUGAGAGGUGGGCAUACUGGCCACCAUCAAGAUGGCACCUACACAGAAUUUGGUGCACAGCUCGGGUCACAGGAGCACUGCCGCUUCUCACGCCGGACUCAAGCUUCUUGAGGAUCGUUCCUUUCUGCCCGUUCUGCGGAACGCAGGCGGCUGGCAUUUUCCACCUUACUGUGGAUUGCCCAGCCAUGGAUGAUCUCAGAGGGCCCUUUCAAAGUGUAAGUGAAGGCCACAAUCUUUUCGCUGAGGCAAUGAAGCCCGGGGGCUUAUCGGAGUCUCAAGCCAUCGCUAAAGUCCACCUGGUGGGCGGAGCUGUGGCCAGAUUAGCGCAGGCCCUGCACAUGGAGACUGUCUAA
Molecule: messenger RNA, 3843 nt
Organism: Symbiodinium sp. CCMP2592
Lineage: Eukaryota; Dinophyceae; Suessiales; Symbiodiniaceae
Source: the annotation of a GenBank genome assembly